This is a messenger RNA of Haliotis rufescens (red abalone), 1156 nucleotides long. RefSeq names its product mucin-5AC-like. The transcript has 3 exons. The record is from RefSeq and is a predicted model, not a curated record. NCBI's taxonomy places the organism in Eukaryota, Metazoa, Mollusca, Gastropoda, Lepetellida, Haliotidae. The coding region runs from base 69 to 1115 and encodes 348 amino acids.
CCACCGCCGUGACGAGCAACAAGGCGACUCCACUCCUUGGGUGUGAUCGUCGACGGAGACUAAAAUUAAUGUUAACAAUGGAAAGUUUUGGUGUUAAACUUACAAGUAUUCUACUUAUUCUCGCCUCUGUCCAAGAGGUGAGAGGUCACGGCUAUCUGUUGACCCCCCCUGGACGGUCCAGCUUGUGGAGGGCGGGGUUCUCCGCCCCCAUCAACUACAACGACAUGGAACUGAACUGCGGGGGUCUAGGAAAUCUGUGGGGCAACAAUGGCGGGCGAUGUGGGACGUGUGGCGACCCCUAUCAGGGGCCCCUGGCAAAUGACGGCGGCCGGUACGACACUGGAGUCAUCGGCCGAGUUUACAGACAAGGUGACGUCAUCGACAUCGACGUGGUGAUAAGGGCCAAUCACCUUGGCUAUUUUGUACUGCGACUAUGUGAAGAGGGCAGUUUGUCUAAGGAGCUUCUACAGGCCUGUCUUAACAAACAUGUGCUGACGCUCGGGACGCCAUCUGGUGAUGUAUUGCGGUACUACAUCGGUGAUGAAAGUAAAACGUACAGGUUCAAAGCCACCUUACCGCAUGACGUCACGUGUCGCCACUGCGUGCUGCAGUGGGACUACAGAACAGGAAACAACUGGGGGUCGGACGAGGAAGGCACUGGGAAGGGAUUCGGGCCUCAGGAGCAUUUCAUCAACUGUGCCGACAUCCGGAUUGACUCAGCUGACGGCGCACCACCGCCACAGACGACAACGACAUCAGUGUCCACUACAGCUUCAACGACUGAAAGUACCACAUCAACGACCACAUUGAUAACUACAUCUGCUGCCACAUCUGCUACAACCUCUUCUACCUCCACGCUUUCUACGUCUGCCACGACAACGACCAAGCCGACCUCUCCGACGACAACAUCCGCAAAAAUAACAUCUCCGACAACGUCUCCCACGACAACGACUUCACCGACAACUACAGUAUCUCCUACACCACCAUCAAUCACCAGUCCUCGUCGUGGUUGUCGUUCCCGUGGUGUGUGGGCGGGGCAGAAAGGAAUGGACCAGUGGUGUGUGGUCCAUUGUUCCUUUGGCUUUUGCCCUGAUUCACAUUGUAUUUGCAAUUGAAAACGUAAAGCAAAACCGGGAAUAAAUAUAUGUUCUCCUUU